AUGGUAUUGGACAUGGUAAAUCUUUCCGUGUUAAAAAUUAUUGAACCGUACAGAAAAUGGAUUAUAGAGAAUCCACAAUUAUUAUCUGACAUGGAAAAUACGGUUCAGUAUUUACCUUAUUUUACAGCUGGUCAAUUUAAUAAUUCUACCUUUGUAUCAGAGUUAUUAUAUUCAUUUUCGAACUUGAUAGUGCUAUUCAAUGAUUUAUUAAUGUGCGGUGGGAAAUGUGUGCAUUUAAAGUUUUCUCAGUUUGAAUCAAAAAUCAAAAUUUGGCUGACUGUAAUAGAAUAUACAGAAGUUCUUUGUGAAAUUUCUGCAAAAAAAUUAUGGGGACAGACAGGGAGAUGGUUUAUAAUUAUUGUCAUUCAAAUAUUUAAGACUAUGUUAAGACUUUUAUUGAUUCACUUAUAUAAGGAACGUGUAAUAAAAAGUCCUCCAAUACAACCACUUAACAGAGAAAAGUUGAAUGACUCACAUAAUAAUCAAUUAAAGGAAGGAUUUGCAUUGAAACGAUCUGGCACUAUUGUUAGGAGUGUAAGAGGUGCUACUUGUCCAUCUAUGCGUACUUGGGAACCAUUAUUUUCCAAUGACAAUGAUGAUGAUAAUUUGAGCAAACCUACAUCAGGAAAGAAUUUAGCAUUAGCUGAGACUCUUUACAUUAUGAAACCACUAUUCCACUUAGGAUGUAUAUCUUUUACUGGUGAAAAAUAUUGGCCACCAUGGUUAUUAUCACUUACUAUUGAUUUACUUAGUUUAAAACUCAUUAAUAAUGAGGCAGAAAGUAUAUUGUUUAGCAAAGAAGAAGAGAAAGAAUUCUUCAGACGUAGAAUUGGUUUACUCCUCUAUAUAUUAAAGUCUCCAUUUUAUGAUAAAUAUAGUUGUAUUAGGAUAUAUGCGAUUUUAACUGCACUUUCUACUAAAGUGCCUCUUGCUAAAUUUUUAACAGAGCCAAUAAAGAAGUACCUACCACAUUGGCAAAAUACAUAUUUUUAUAUGUGGUCAAGUUAG
This is a messenger RNA of Eufriesea mexicana, 1008 nucleotides long. RefSeq names its product peroxisomal biogenesis factor 16 (gene Pex16). The transcript has 5 exons. Gene Ontology annotation, biological process: peroxisome organization. The record is from RefSeq and is a predicted model, not a curated record. Lineage: Eukaryota; Metazoa; Arthropoda; Insecta; Hymenoptera; Apidae. The coding region runs from base 1 to 1008 and encodes 335 amino acids. Gene Ontology annotation, cellular component: peroxisomal membrane.